CUGCAUCUAGUGGUGGAAUAUCUCAUCGAUCGUUGAAUUAGCUCUCAGUACUCUCGCAUCUACCAUUCCCGAAGACUCAGGCAAUUGUUAUGAUGGCCACCAGCUGCAAGAACGCAUCAACCAUCAUGCCGGGCCCAACGGCGGAUCCUCAGCUGAACCAAUCGACAACACUCGAAAGUCGGUCUGCUUCCAACGAUAAAGCAGUAGUUGUCGGUAUAUACGGGGUUCCCGGCUCCGGCAAGACAUUUCUCCUAGACCAGCUGAAGCAAGAACUCGGGCAAAAGCAUUUCGAGUUCUACGAAGGCUCCGAGAUGAUUGCCAAUCUUGUUCCCGGCGGUCUCAUCGCAUUCCAGAAACUGGACAAGCCAGAGAAGCUGCAUUGGCGCCAGCUUGCCAUCCACACAAUCGGAAAGGAAUGCGCCGACAGUGGACGGGUUGCAGUUGUCGCAGGACAUUUCAUGUUCUGGCCAGAGGAGGAGGAAGCUGGACAGCCAGUGUAUACUCAAGCUGACCUGCGCACAUACACGCACGUCCUCUACUUGGACGUUCCUGCUGAACUCGUCGCGCAACGUGUUCUGGACGACACGGAAAGAAGUCGCACGCUUCCAUCCAUCAACCAUCUACGCAGAUGGCAGCAGGCCGAACAGACCCAGCUGCGCCGUCUCUGCCGUGAUCAUGGUAUUUUGUUCUCGCUCGUAUUCCCGCAUCCAACCUUGCUGAACAAAGUCUCGAUCUUGCUACGUGAUUUUCAACAUCACACCGAGGAGUACAACCUGACUCGCGCCGAAAGCAGGAUAGACGAGGUCCUUGUCGCUGGGAAAGGACAGCUGGAGACGGUGUUGGUCAUGGACGCCGACAGGACGUUAGUUGCAAAGGACACUGGCGCGUUGUUCUGGAAGAUGGUCUCCAACUCUCGGCAGUCGAGGGACGAGGAAUGUCAAUUGAAGACGUUAUUCAGCAGCCCACUGGGUUACUCGUACACUGCGUUUCGCCAGGCCGCUUUGCUGUAUGAAGAGGCCGCCAUGGAUGAAGAGUUUAAUGUCCUCUGCGAUCACGUAGCAUCGAUGAUGACUAUUCAUCCCGAGUUUGUGUCGCUGUUGCAACUGGCAAAGGAACAAGAACAUGUUGGCGCGGUGGUUGCUACCUGUGGGUUACGUCGUGUCUGGGAGAAAGUCCUGGAGAGAGAGGGUAUGUCCGAGACGGUAAAAGUCAUCGGCGGAGGGCGUGUCGCAGACGGGUUCGUCGUUACUGCUGCAGUUAAAGCCGCCGUUGUUGCCCGUUUAAGAGAUACCCACCACAUGUACGUUUGGGCGUUUGGAGAUAGUGUGCUGGACUUGCCAAUGUUGAGCAAGGCAGAUCAAGCCAUUGUAGUGGUUGGCGAGGAGCAGACCAGGAGUAGGACCAUGGAUGCAGCAUUACUAAACGCCAUCGACAAUGACGGCCUUCGAGCACGACAAGCUUUGAUACCUAGUAAUGUGCCACCACGUCUGGACACCACCCAGCUUCCUCUGAUCCAGCUCACGGACCCCGAGUUUAUCGAUUCUAUCAUCCACCGCCGUAGUCGGCAUCCUCUCCAUGUCCUCCAUGCAACAGACAGAAACGCGGCCAAGCUGCUCAUGACCCCGAUGCGCGAUGCAACAGUUGCCGGCCCGGCCCUGCGGGAAGCCCAUUGCCGUGUAGGAUGGUAUCUGGCGACUGAAUUCUUGACGGAAAUGAUUGGGUUGGAGGAGUAUUCAAUUCCGCACGUUCAGGGCCACCACACCAGCGGCUAUCGACUUUGCCACGAGAAGAACACAUCAAUUGUAGCGCUGAUGCGAGGAGGAGAAGCUAUGGCUCUCGGCGUCAAUGAAGCCUUCCCCCGCGCGAUGUUCGUCCACGCGAAACGUCCCGAGGACAUCGAGCCCCAUCAUCUGCUAAGACAGCACACUGUCAUGCUAGUCGAUUCGGUGGUGAACAGUGGCAAGACGGUAGUGAACUUUGUCCGACAUGUCCGGAGUCUGCAUGCCACUAUUCGCAUUGUGGUAGUUGCCGGCGUCGUCCAGGCCCAAUCAGUUUCCGAGGGCAGUCCCACCCAUGCACUCGCUUCUCGUACAAAUUUCAGUCUUGUUGCACUUCGCCUCUCUGACAACAAGUUCACUGGCAGAGGCACCACGGACACGGGUAACCGUCUCUUCAACACGACAUCUCUGCCCUGACUGUGAUCGUCCCCUGUCACUCAUCGUACCUCGCUAACACCACUACUACCUGCUACUACGACAGCUGCCACGCUGUAUUUUAUUUUUUUCCUAUCAUACCUUUCUUUUUUUUAUCUACAGAUUAUCUUGCGAAAUAAAUAUUUUUAUUAUUUUUCCUACCAAGAAGCUGUACUAUUCUUCAUUGUUAAUGGUUGAUGAUAAGACGGUUGUUGUCGGGGGGCGGCUGUUGCCGUAGGUUUUUCUGGUAUUGGAUUUGUACGAGUACCAGAGUAUUGAAUACAUGAAAUUUAUCGGAUUAAAAUAUAUGAUCUUGUAUAUAAUUAUUAUGUAGUUCAAGUAUCAUUAU
Molecule: messenger RNA, 2541 nt
Organism: Tuber aestivum (summer truffle)
Lineage: Eukaryota; Fungi; Ascomycota; Pezizomycetes; Pezizales; Tuberaceae
Source: the annotation of a GenBank genome assembly